CUCAGAGCAAGUGGCAGCAUAAGGUCGUUUCCUCCUUUGUACCUUUUCACAUAUUACCGGGACACCCUACUGCUGAGAUAAACAUUCUCUCAUUCAGGCUGCGCAGAUGAUGCAAGAUACUCUGGUGCGAGUGUUUGUGGUGGCUGCAGGUCUUCUGUUGUGUCCCCGGGAUAAUCCUGGGGUUGAGGAAUGGGACGAUGCCGUCGACGAGGAUUUGCAAAAGCACGAGCAGAUGCUGCUGGAAGGGGAAGAGAAAUUUGUCCAACCAUCGGCACGAGUCAGUUACAAAAUAAAAGAACCGCAAGGUGACAUAAAUAAAAAUCCAGAGCAACAGAAUCAGUCCAAUCAACAUGACAAAGAUGAACCAUUGGACACAGAUGUGGCUGUUGCUGAAAGAGGAACUUUUGAUCCCAAAUUACCAGUGGGACACAUGACAAGUAAAUCUGCUGCCGUGAAUCUGACUGAAAAUCUUGACAAUCAGGAGGGAGAAGAUUUUAGUAGUGGGAGCUCAGAACAAGAUAGUCUGCAGGGACAUUAUGAGAGGUCAGAAGGAGCAACGAUCCACCCAGAAGAUCGAGACUCACCUGCCUCACAUGUCUACAGCAAGACAGAAAACGAAACCUCAGAGAAAGGUAUUGCAGAAUGGGAAAGCGAUUAUCUCUGGUACAUCUGGAACACAUUUUCCAUCAUUUCCAUAAUGCGCUUCGUCAGGAAAUACCUGAAGAGAAAUCUCCAAACAGAUCAGGAAGAGACCAGGAUCUCCCCUCGCAGAUCUCCUAAAGUGUCGCUGCCUGACGUUGAAACUCUGCAGAGCUUUUAUGCUCAAUGUGUUCAGGCCUCAGCUGAGAAAAUGUUGAGGGAGAAGGUUUUUUUGGAAGGAUUCGCAAAUGACCUCUUGGAGGCCAUGAGGACGGUUUGUGAAAACAACGGCAGCAUGUUGAUUGAGGACUUUCAGAUGGUGAAAGAGCGAGACGUCAUUGUUCAUUUUGCUCCAUGCAAACCAUAUAGCGUCCGCUGCCUGCUUUGGAACAACCCGGCGAGUGAUCCGCUGCUGGACACGCAAGUCUGCGGUCAGAUAAAACUCCUGAAAGAAGAGAAAGUACCAAACGGCUGCCCCUGCCAGUCCGCCGAUGCAGACGACAUGGUUUGCCUGGUACAUUCAGAGAGCGACAAAGCAAAAACAAAAGUGGCUGAUGCUUUCAAUGGACCUCUGUGCAGCAAGAACACUCCUUUUCUGUCAAAAUCGAAGAUCACCCGGUGGUUUCAGAACACAGUCAAACAAGCCUGGACACAGAUCUCACAUAAAUACGAGUUUGAGCUCAGCAUCAGCUACGCUGAGGCUCCAGGCGCUCUGGUGGUUCGCUUCAAGUCAGGGAAGAAGAUCAACUUCAGUUUGAAGCCGGUGGUUAAGUUCAACACAGAAGCUCAUUUCUGCAUCACACCCUGGUCCUCCAGUGAUGUGGACACUUUCUGGGCGCUGUCGCUCUCCGUCUACGAAGACCGCCUCCUGGAACAUCUCUCCAAACGCCUCCCUGUGAACUCCUGUCGUGAUCAAAUUCUUGAAAUUGCCUCCUUCCUUCAUAGGAGACAGGAAGCGCUGACAGGGAAGACUGCAGUAAAGUACAUCCACUUCAAAAUAGCAUUAAUGCACCUUCUGCUGGCCAAAAAAAUAUCGCAGUGGCAACCAAACUUUGCUACCUGCAGGCUACAAGACCUGCUGAGCUUUGUGGAGGAAUGUCUUAAGAGGAAGCACCUGGCCCACAUUCUCAUUGGCAACCCUUUGGCUGAGGUUACUGGACUGCCUAAAGAAAUCUGCAGAGCAAAGCCAGUGAACCUGUUUCAUGUCUUUGUGGAAGAUGACUGUGCAUACAAGAAUGGUGUCCUGCAUUUCCAAGAGAUGUUUCAAAAUGCCCACAUGUUGAUACAUGAAUAUGUUGCUCAACCUCAGGCUGGCACAAAAUCCUUUGCUUAAAACUGUGUACAGUUAGACAAAUAAUUUUUCAAAUAAUCAUAUACAGUAUGUGCAGGUGCAUCUUAAUUACAGGGUGACAAGAAGGGAGCCUAACCAGAGGGAAACUUGCUAUGUUGACUUUGGACUUGAUCGUACUCAGUGGACUUGCACCUGCAGACACAGCUCCUUGAAUCAACACAGGUUUCUGUUGUCCCCGUUUUUUGUACGGUGACUUUUUUUUCUUCCUCUCAACUCUUCAUUUACAUGCUUGCUUACAGGACUCUGAACAAUGAGGUUCUUUAGCUGUUACUUUUCGUAACUUACUGGCCUUGUGGAGAGUCCAGUCAUCUGUCUGCUGGAUUACUGUCAACUCAGUCUUCCCCGUGAUUGUGCAGAGUAGAGCAACAUUUCACAAUUGGAACAUUUAAUGCAUUAGGUAAUUUCCUGACCAACUGAAUUUUGCAUUUCCACCUUCUGUAAGCCUUAAUCCUCUAAAUUAACAGAGGAUAAAGGCCUUGAAAUACAUCAGUCUUAUCCACAUUUGAACCAAAUUAUUAAAAUAAAAAUGUUUAGUUGGUGAUCUAA
This is a messenger RNA of Gambusia affinis (western mosquitofish), 2536 nucleotides long. RefSeq names its product inositol 1,4,5-trisphosphate receptor-interacting protein. Lineage: Eukaryota; Metazoa; Chordata; Actinopteri; Cyprinodontiformes; Poeciliidae. The record is from RefSeq and is a predicted model, not a curated record. Bases 107 to 1972 code for a protein of 621 amino acids. The transcript has 2 exons. Gene Ontology annotation, cellular component: membrane.